Molecule: messenger RNA, 954 nt
Organism: Mycena citricolor
Lineage: Eukaryota; Fungi; Basidiomycota; Agaricomycetes; Agaricales; Mycenaceae
Source: the annotation of a GenBank genome assembly
CUAAUACUUGACACGUUCUGGUGAUCCUACGCGCGUUUUUUUCGGGAACAUUUCGAAAAAUCCUUCGAGGCUUCGGAAAGGCCACUAAUAUCAACAAACGGGUGGUACCGUAUACGCGUCCGGUGGCCCUCGGCUCCCCUGCCUAUUUGACAACGACAGAUGCCCCAUUAACUUCGCUGCUCGCCAGAGGAGAAUCUAACCCCCGAGCAGACUCCUACUCGCUUUGCGGGAGCCAUAAAACAAUUGGAUUGUGCGACGGAGCAGGUAAGACACCACCAUGUUUAUCUUCAAAUCUUCCCACUUUGCUCUUGCUCUCGCGGCGAUUUCCGCCGUGAAUGCCUUGAGCUUCAAAGCUCCCAAAACCGCGCCUUGCGCCGAACAUGUCGCUGUUCCGGCUGUCAAGCACCAAGACUCUGUGCUGCCGCAAUACCGUCCCGAGCCAGAAAUCAAGGUCCUGCAGUUUAUCAACGUCGGCCUCCAAGGGUCCAUCUUCCAGUCCGACGACGAAUCCGAGGACGCCCUGAAGAUCACGUUCGCGAGUCUCGCGCAGAACUACACUGGUCAGUGGGAGUCGAUCCGCGCGUAUCCCAGACGCGGGAUAUUCUGGAUCAGCAACGUCCAGACGGCCACCUACAUCGGCGUCGAGUACGAGGGUGACGAUCCGAAGUUGGUGGUCAAGCGCGGCGUCGGCGCCGCCUCGUUCGAGUAUGAACGCGGCUCCUCGCCCGAGGCUUUCUCGAUUCGUCUCGUCAACACCAACCUUGUCUGGCAGGCUGUCUACGACGACGAGACCAAGAAACACUCCGGCCAUGUCGAACUGAGGGAGAAGAUUGAGAAAUGGGAGCACGGGAGAGAGUACCAGGACUGGAUCUUCGCUAACUAGAUCAGUCGUAACGGCAUAGCAAGAAACAAUGCUCAAUUCGAUCCUCGAAAUAUAGACCCCGCUUAUCUGCC